Molecule: messenger RNA, 129 nt
Organism: Dentiscutata erythropus
Lineage: Eukaryota; Fungi; Glomeromycota; Glomeromycetes; Diversisporales; Gigasporaceae
Source: the annotation of a GenBank genome assembly
AUGUAUGGAACAAGUGGUCUUUUUAUUGAAGAGGUUGUUUUUGCUAUGACAAGUAAUGAUAGUAAUGAAAGUAAUUGUUUUCACCCUCUACCUGAUAAAAGUAAGCAAAAAGGAGUAAACACUCUUUAG